AACAUAACAUCAUCUCCAACUUCAACUUCAACUCCAAACCCACACACACACACACACACCGCUUGCUCUUGAAGGAAUGGCUUUCACAGUUUCUCUCACAGGUCACAUCCACGCAUCCACUCAAUGCACAAACCUGAACUCUUUAUCAUCAUCUCUAUGUAAUCUAAGCUCCAGUGCUAACGUAGUUGAUAUGAGGUUAGUAUCCCCGCGUGGACUACAAAAAGUUGGAUCUAAUCAUAGAAAUUUCAGAGUCCAUGCCCUCUUCGGAGGAAAAAAAGAUAAUGAAAGUGGUGAUAAUAAGGGAGGAAUGCUCGGUCAGCUCGGAAACAUGCAAAAUCUGUUUGAGACUGUGAAAAAGGCGCAAGCGGUUGUCCAAGUAGAAUCAAGUCGGAUACAGAAAGAACUUGCUGCAGCCGAGUUUGAUGGUUACUGUGAGGGUGAGUUAAUAAAGGUGACACUAUCAGGGAAUCAGCAACCUGUACGAACACAAAUUACCGAGGCUGCUAUGGAAUUAGGAUCAGAAAAACUCUCACUUCUAGUCACAGAGGCUUACAAGGAUGCACACCAAAAGAGUGUCCAGGCCAUGAAGGAAAGGAUGAGUGAUCUUGCUCAGAGUUUAGGAAUGCCACCAGGGCUCGGUGGAGGGUUGUAGUGAUGACAGGGAAGGAUGGAACCUUGAUUUUGCAUACAAACCAUUUCAUAAAUGCAUAUUUACUCCUUUUACUGUGAUUAUGGAUAAUGAGUCUUGAUUACUCAGUUGUGUAGGGAUCACUUGAAAUGGCGAUGGACCUUCUACUUCCCUCACCCCCUUUUUCCAUGUCCUAUUACUUCCUUUAGGUCUUAUCUUUGUCUUGUACAAUUCAAGGUUUAAUAAUUUAUUCAGUGAAAGCUUUAAUUAAGUGGUACA
This is a messenger RNA of Medicago truncatula (barrel medic), 907 nucleotides long. Its product is annotated as nucleoid-associated protein At4g30620, chloroplastic. The coding region runs from base 77 to 652 and encodes 191 amino acids. The record is from RefSeq and is a predicted model, not a curated record. The transcript is spliced from 7 exons. Gene Ontology annotation, molecular function: DNA binding. NCBI's taxonomy places the organism in Eukaryota, Viridiplantae, Streptophyta, Magnoliopsida, Fabales, Fabaceae.